Molecule: messenger RNA, 1770 nt
Organism: Mercurialis annua (annual mercury)
Lineage: Eukaryota; Viridiplantae; Streptophyta; Magnoliopsida; Malpighiales; Euphorbiaceae
Exons: 7
Coding region: 1-1770 (589 amino acids)
Source: RefSeq, a predicted model, not a curated record
AUGAUUGGAGUAUGGAAUAUGAGAGGGAUUAACAAUCCAUCUAAGCAAUCUGAAAUGGUUGCUUUUAUUAAGAGCUAUAAUUUUAGUAUUUUAGUUAUUGUUGAAACCAGGGUCAAUAUGAAUAAAUGGGAGGUUGUUUGGAGUAAUUUGAAGAUAAACUUAGUGUAUAUCCAUUGCAAAAUUAAGAGUGAGGAUAUGAAUUGUUGUUGUAAUUUUGUGUAUGGCACUUAUUUAGCAGAUGAGAGGGUAGAGUUAUGGAAUCAGAUUCUUGACUUCAGUAUGGUGAUCAAUGAUAGAUGGAUUCUUUUAGGAGACUUUAACUCUGUGAUGAAUAAUAGGGACAAAAUUGAUGGGAAUGCGAUUGAUGAAGAUCGAAGGGAUUCGUUUUGUGAUGUGCAAACCCCUGGAGUCUCUGAACAUAGUCCUCUUGUUAUUAAGAUGCAAACUGUGAGAGAGAAAAGAAAGAUGGGUUUUAAAUUCUACACUGCCUGGUGUGAGCAUCAGGACUUUAUGGAUACAGUUAAAAAAGGUUGGGAUGUUGAAACCAAUGGCUGUUUUAUAUACAAAGUUUACCAAAAGCUAAAGAAGACUAGAAGAGAGCUUAAAAAGCUAAGUGAGAAGGAUUAUAGUACUAUUUCUAUUAGAGUUGUUACUAUGAGAGAGAUUCUCAAUAAGUUACAAGUUGACUUACAGGCCAAUCCUAAUAACACAAACCUUAUGGACGAGGAAAGGGAUCAAAGAACUACUAAAAAGAGUAUUGUUAGAUUAAAAGUCAAUGGGAGUUAUAUUGAGGAUUCUGAGCAGCUAAGCAAGUUCUUCAGUGAUAAAUUAGUAAAUAGAAGGAAUGCUAAUCCAGUUGUCUUUGAGAAAGGUUAUGUUGUGAGUAGUGAGGAGAAUGAGAUGUUAAAUGGUAAUGCCACUGAGGAGGAGAUCAAAAGAGCUUUGUUUAGUAUUAAUGAGAGUAAAGCCCCAAGGCCUGAUGGUUUUGAAAAGUGCUUUUUAAAAAGAUGGAGUGUUGUUGGUGAAGACAUUAUUAAAGCUGUUAUUGAAUUUUUUAACACUGGCAAAAUGUUGAAACAAGCUAAUUCCACUAGUAUUUCCCUUAUUCUAAAGGUGGAUGUCCCUGAUUAUAUCAAUGAUUACAAGCCUAUAGCUUGCUAUAAUACAACGUUAUAUUUAAGGCAAAAUGGGGAUUCUUGUGCUAUGAAGGCGGACCUCCAUAAGGCAUAUGAUACUAUAGAGUGGGAUUUCAUUGAGGAAGUUCUGAUGGGUUUGAAUGUUGAUAAUAAGUUUGUAAAGUUAGUUAUGAAUUGCAUUAGAAGUGCUAUGUUCUCAGUCCAAGUCAAUGGUAAGUGUUGUGGUUACUUUCAGAGUGCCAGAGGGCUGAGGCAGGGGAACCUUAUCUCCCCCCUUGUUUUUGUUCUUUGUAUGGAUUAUCAAUCCAGAAGCCUUGAUCUGAACACCAUGGAAGGUUCUGGUUUUAAACACCAUAAAAGCUGCAAGAAAAUGAACCUCUGUCAUUUGGCCUUCGCAGAUGAUUUAUUUCUUUUCAGCAAUGAAGAGGCUUUGUUUAUUUCAGUGGUCCUAAUGGCUGUUAUAAAAGGGGUAGAUGAGAAAUGCAUGAGGUAUCUUUGGCACGAGAACAAAACUAAAAAAGGUAGUCUUAUGAAUAGGGAUAUUGUUUGCUCUAGUCAAAGAGGAGGAGGGUUGGGUGUUAAGGCUAUCUUUAUGUGGAAUGUAGCUGCAGUAGCUAUGAAUAUUUGGAAUUAA